Messenger RNA from Guyanagaster necrorhizus, 1370 nucleotides. RefSeq lists its product as uncharacterized. The record is from RefSeq and is a predicted model, not a curated record. Gene Ontology annotation, biological process: regulation of transcription by RNA polymerase II. Lineage: Eukaryota; Fungi; Basidiomycota; Agaricomycetes; Agaricales; Physalacriaceae. Bases 33 to 1091 code for a protein of 352 amino acids. The transcript is spliced from 2 exons. Gene Ontology annotation, molecular function: DNA-binding transcription factor activity, RNA polymerase II-specific; RNA polymerase II cis-regulatory region sequence-specific DNA binding. Gene Ontology annotation, cellular component: nucleus.
ACCCCCCUCCUUAUCCCUCCCUCCAACUCGCGAUGCCUAAAACACUCUCCGGCGACAUGGGCACCCAGAUUGUCUGGACGCUUCCCUGCUCUCCGUCUUCGCACGUACACACUCCCGCCCAGUCUCCCCGGCACAGCAAAAAGAAACCCCCAUCGUACAUCCCGCGCCCGCCCAAUGCCUUUAUUCUCUUCCGAUCCUCGUUCAUCAAAUCCCAGCACGUCUCCACUGAUGUCGAGACGAACCACUCGACGCUAUCCAAGAUCAUCGGCAUGACAUGGCAGGGGCUCCCAGAAGGCGAGAGGCAGGUGUGGCAUGACAAGGCGCGUGCGGCGCUCGAUGAGCACAGGCAGCGGUUCCCUGGGUAUGCGUUCCGGCCGGGAAAGGAGGGCGGAGAGACGAAAGCAAAGGCACGGAGGAAGGUGCGGGAAGUAGAGCCGAAGGAUACGAAGCGGUGUGCCAAGAUUGCAGAGCUGCUCGUAGAGGGAUUGAAGGGCGCCCAGCUGGACAAGGCGAUCAAGGAGUUUGACAAGACGCACGUCCCGGAGAUCAUCACACGCUUUGAGGUGCCGAUUACGGAGAGCGCAUUCAGGCAGCAGACGGGCAAGGAGGAAAGGCGGAGAAAGAUUUCUUCUGGGAAACGUGAGCGAUCGACGCCCCCGCCUCUGCCUCCCCUUGUCAUUCCUGAACCCGUUGCGCCUAUCAUGCCCGAGGCCGAGGCGCCAGUCAUCGAUCUCGACGCAGCGUUCCUCAACGCGCUCUGCACCGACAAUACCCCGCCGUACUAUCCUGCGUCACCGAACCCGUACGACUGUUUCUCUCCCACCCCGUCGGAUGACUUCUCCUCAUUCCUCUACCCCUCGCCUGCCGACACCUAUUCCAGUUGCUACGACUAUGGCGCCACUCCAUGCACUUCUCCCGUCGAGUACGCCUCCCCGGCUUCGUUCUUCCCUCAAGCGAGUCCCGUGCCGGUCGACAACACCAUCGACUACUAUCUCUCAAACAACCUCCCCAACGAGUAUCUCACCGAUCUGAUGGAUUUCAGUUUCCCACAGCAGGGUAUGGCGCAAUGGGAGGGAUUCGCGCUGGCGUAGAGUUCUCUUUUUUUAUCUUUAUUAUUCAUUCAUUGUAUAUAACUUUCCCUCUCCCCACCCCCCCCUCAUUUAUCCAGCUAUCUGUGUUGCGUAUUUUUCUUGGUUAUUUCAGUGGUUAUCCCCACAAUGUAUCAUACACGGAAGGAUCCUGUGUUGUAUCUAUCGGAUUUUCAUGUAGUUGGUAAAGUAGUAUUAGGACUAGAAUACGAACCGACGGGAAAAAGAAUGAAAUGAAAUCGAAAAAAGAAUUCAUAUUGCGGUCAUAGUAUGGGGAAGAAG